AUGAUCAUGUUGAGCAGCCGCUUCUCCGUGGAGUCCGAGAGGAGAGGGCAUCAGACGGAGGCGCUGAUGCUGGACAACGAGGAGCUUCACGAUACGGUGCGGGGCUUGCAGCGGCAGCUGCAGAGCUACGCUGUGGAGACGCAGAGCCUGAGAGAGGAGCUCCUGGAAGUACAGGGCUCCUGGAGGGUCGACCUGUUGCGUCAAGUCCAGGGCUUCUGGAAAGACGACGCGGGCGAAUUUUACGGCGGCGCCUGUGUUGAGUUCUCGGAGAACGGCUGGAGAGUGCACGAGUCGUCCCUCCAUCUUCGCUCGAAGACGGCACGCUCGGAGGCGAUGCUCGGGUCGGCCGUCUACACGUGGAGGAUCGAGCCUCCGCGCAUCGUCCUCCACGAGCAGAGGCAGGACGGCGGGGAGUGCCGCGAGCUCGUGCUGACCGUGGGCGGGCAGGGCCUCCUCGUCGUGCGCUGCCCCGUGGAGAGCUCCGUCUGGAACCUGACGCCCGACAGCCGCCGGUCGGCCCUGUCGCCGUUCGGCCGCGCAUCGCGCAGCCCCGGCGCGCGGGUGCCGCCGAGCUCGUGCGGCACCCCGGCCAGCCCGUGCAGCCCCAGCAUGGCCGCCGGCGACGGCGAGGAGGUGCCGGGGCAUGAGCCGCUCGAGGCCGAGGAGGUGCGCAGGCUGCGCGAGGAGCUGGCGGAGGGCGAGUGGAAGCUGCGGGAGGCGGAGGGCUGCGUCGCGCAGUACCAGCAAGCCCUGGCCGAGAACUCGGAGCUGCGCGCCGCCCUGCAGCACGAGAGGGAGAGGUCAGCGACCAGGCUCUCGAGGAUUUCCAGCUUGGAGCAGGACGUCGAGGCAUUCUCCUCCUGGGGUCCGCCCCAGGCCGCCGCGGAGACCGCUCGCGGCAGCGGCCACAAGCGGCCGAGCUUGGCGGCGGAGCUGGCCAGCUUCCACGGUGGCCCAGGCGAGGAGGAGCUCGGCGGCGACCUGCAGGCCGAGCUGCACCGGCUGCGGGACUUCGCCCGGCGCCACGAGCAGGCCGCGGAGGCCCGCGGCGCCUGCGGCCAGGCCCCGGCGGCCGAGCCGCGCCCGCCGGCGGGCGGGGAGGCCACGCCGGGCUCCGAGCCGGAGCCCGACAUGGCCGAGGUGCUGUCCCUCAUGGGCCAGCUGGGGCAGUUGGCGGGCGCGUUCCACAGCUUCGGUGCCGCCCCGCCCGGCGCGCACCGCGGCUAG
Prorocentrum cordatum is the source of this 1227-nucleotide messenger RNA. NCBI's taxonomy places the organism in Eukaryota, Dinophyceae, Prorocentrales, Prorocentraceae. The record is from the annotation of a GenBank genome assembly.